AUAUAUAUAUAUAUAUACACGUGCACAAUACGAUUUCAUUGGAAUAUAAACUAUCAUUAAUGCACCCUUAUUAUAAAAAUGAGUAAAAUGUAUUCUACUGCUAAUCUUACGGAUAAGGAGUUAAAGGAGCAAGGAAAUCGUCUAUUUAGUCUACAUAAGUAUGAGGAUGCUGCUAAUUGUUACACAAAAGCUAUUAUUAAAAAUCCAAAUCAAGCACCUUACUUUACAAAUCGAGCAUUAGUGUAUUUGAAAUUGAAACGCUGGGAGUCUUCUUGUCAAGAUUGUCGGCGUGCUUUAGAUCUUGAUCCAUGUUUCAUAAAAGGUCAUUUUUUCCUCGGUUUAGCUUUACAAGGUUUAGAACUUUUUGACGAAGCCAUUAAGCAUUUUCAAAGAGCUGUGGAUCUAGCCAAGGAACAGAAAUUAAAUUAUGGAGAUGAUAUAACAAGUGUUCUCCGACAAGCUCGAAAAAAACGCUUUCAAAUAAAAGAAGAACAGAGAAUUAAUCAAGAAAUUGAACUUCAAUCAUACUUAAACCGACUGAUUGUUCUAGAUGCAGAAAAAAGCUUAUCACAGCUUGAAGAAAAGCAAUGUCAAGGAGAAGAUGAAAACAAUGAAUACAGGGAUGAAGAUUCUAUGAGUGAGUCUAAAUUGGCAUCAAUUAGAUUAGAGAUCGAAGAAAGAAGAGAUACAUCUAUUAGUCGACUAAAUGAGUUAUUUGCCAAAGUUGAUGAUAAUCGAAGGAAACGAGAAGUACCCGAUUAUCUGUGCGGUAAAAUCAGUUUUGAAAUACUUCAAGAACCUGUGAUAACACCAAGUGGUAUAACUUAUGAAAGGAAAGAUAUUGAAGAACAUCUUCAGAGAGUAGGUCACUUUGAUCCAGUCACACGCGUUCGUUUGACACAAGACCAACUUAUACCAAAUCUGGCAAUGAAAGAAGUGGUAGAUGUUUUUUUGCAAGAAAACGAAUGGGCUCUUGAUUACUAGGUAAUAAGCAAGGAACAACAAAAUCUUUAUUUUAAUAAACUGUAAUUACGUAAUAGGCUUAUUUUUUGCCCUUAGUGUUGAUUAUACAUUGUACCAUAAUAAUGUAAAGGAAAAAUUACGCUUAGAACAUAUUUUUGUUUAUACCUUUUAAAUAUGAAAAUUACAUUUGUAAAAAUUUUAAAGUGUUGUAAAGUUUCCGCCCGAAUCCAUACGUAUAAGAUAUAAUAAGAAAUUUAUUUUUAAUUAAUUCAUUCGUUUGAUAGUGGUGAUAUCGAUUACUUUACAAAAUUAUUACGCGCUUUAAAAAGUGCGUAUUUAAUAUUAGA
Ceratosolen solmsi marchali is the source of this 1310-nucleotide messenger RNA. RefSeq names its product STIP1 homology and U-box containing protein 1 (gene STUB1). The record is from RefSeq and is a predicted model, not a curated record. Lineage: Eukaryota; Metazoa; Arthropoda; Insecta; Hymenoptera; Agaonidae. Gene Ontology annotation, cellular component: Z disc; cytoplasm. The coding region runs from base 79 to 984 and encodes 301 amino acids. Gene Ontology annotation, biological process: positive regulation of proteolysis; protein quality control for misfolded or incompletely synthesized proteins; cellular response to misfolded protein. The transcript has 4 exons. Gene Ontology annotation, molecular function: ubiquitin protein ligase activity; protein-folding chaperone binding.